AUGUCGACUAAAGUUCCAGCCCCACGUCUUCGUAUCCGCCGCGCCACGCCCAAUGAUGCAGGCACAAUCGCGAAGAUCCACUUCGAAGCCUUCGGCCCAGGUGUCAUGAAUAGGCUGAUACAUCCAGAUGGGGUGAGUGAGAGCGCACGGGCGAACUUUGCCGGAGCAAUAUUCCCUCCGCCUGAGAGGGCUGCGGAUCUCUCCACCGAAGUCAUUGUCAUGGUAGCAGAGCUCCUUCCGGAGGGCAAUGAAGACGAUGGGGGCCUGAACCCGGUCAUAAUAGCCUUUGCCAAGUGGAAACUGGUGAAGGAGGCACUGCCACGGGAGAAAUGGGAUGGGCACUAUGAGAUGACGGACGAGGAACUAGGUGAGGGGUCAAACGCCGCGGUGUACAACGAGUUCAUCGGCGGCCUGCACCAGAUGAAGCAACGCUGUAUCAAGGGAGAACCGUGUCUGCAUCUGGGAAUCCUGGCGGCCACGCCUACCCGUCACCGGCUCGGUGCUGGGACUGCCUUGCUUAAAUGGGGCUGCGAGCUAGCCGACAGGGAGAACAAAACGGCGUGGCUGGAGGCAUCACCAGCUGGAUAUCUUCUUUACCGAAAACUAGGGUUCGAAGAUGUCGAUGUCCAGGACCUCAAGGUGACAGAGACGUGGGGCCCGGUGAGGUCCGAAGGCGAGAACUGGGGAGCUGGAUCCGCGGUCGUAUUGGCAGACGAGUUCUGGCCUGCGGAUCUCGAGAAUAUUUUUGUGGCCCGUUUACAGAUUCAUCCCGAUGGCAAGCUCGUGCCGAUAUUACACCUAUUCGUGUCAGCUGCCACCAAGAUUAGCUUCAAUACAUACUGGUUCCCCCUCUCACUUGGUUACCCGUAUGUCUUCUGCCGCCGGGAACGGAUGGCCCUGUCAAGUCGGCAAAUGCUUGCGAUGAUGCCGCGAGCCCACGGCACUGGACUCUACCAGUCGCCGGGCACCAACUCCGUUGACAACUUGCAAGAACGGCGCUGUUGGGCGUCAACGUCGCCGGAAUGA
Molecule: messenger RNA, 1026 nt
Organism: Diaporthe amygdali
Lineage: Eukaryota; Fungi; Ascomycota; Sordariomycetes; Diaporthales; Diaporthaceae
Product: n-acetyltransferase-like protein
Exons: 4
Coding region: 1-1026 (341 amino acids)
Source: RefSeq, a predicted model, not a curated record